This is a messenger RNA of Lytechinus variegatus (green sea urchin), 3205 nucleotides long. RefSeq names its product glutathione synthetase-like. Gene Ontology annotation, cellular component: cytosol. NCBI's taxonomy places the organism in Eukaryota, Metazoa, Echinodermata, Echinoidea, Temnopleuroida, Toxopneustidae. The transcript has 10 exons. Gene Ontology annotation, molecular function: ATP binding; glutathione synthase activity; glutathione binding. Gene Ontology annotation, biological process: glutathione biosynthetic process. The record is from RefSeq and is a predicted model, not a curated record. Bases 128 to 1594 code for a protein of 488 amino acids.
GUGCACACGGCCCACUCACCUGUGUCGUCUGCUAUCCACAGCGAUGCGAGCAUAGAGAUAUAUAUCCCUAUACAGUUCCCAUGUCGUAUUAUGUUUUCCACAGAGGCUUUCUGGAAUAUCUGCAAAAAUGGUCGAAUUUCAGCCGGCGAUUGAGCUUCCAAUAUCAAAAGAGAAAUUAGAGGAAUUAAUUGAAGACAUGAAGGAUCGGGCGUAUGCCAUGGGGGUACUGUUCCGUCCUUCCAAGCAGACGGUACAUGGACCCAUUACGCUGCUCCCAUCCACCUUCCCAAGACUUCUCUACAACAAAGCAAUGCAGUUACAGACCGACAUCAAUCUUCUUAUGCUGGGGAUCAGCAAAGACGAUGGUUUCCUCAAAGCAGCUCUUAAAAGUGUAUUCCCCGUUGAUGAAUUCACAAGGCGCCUAUAUGAAAUGCAUCAACAAGUUGAAAGAGAAGGAUACAAAAAGCCUUUAAGACUUUGUAUCAACCGGACGGACUAUAUGGUGGAUUGCAAGGAGAAAGAUGGCGAACCUUUCCUGGACCUAUCCAUGGUUGAGAUUAACACCAUAGCUGCAGGGUGUCCAGCUCUUAGUACAAGAUUAGUAGAUGUACAUAGGUUUAGUUUAGAGCAGCUUGGUAUGAGUAGAGAGAAGGUAUUAGAUCGUGUACCGGGUAACUACGGAAUGGAAGGAGUAGCUGAUGGGAUGGUGACCACGUGGCGAUUAUACGGAGAAACAAAAGCAGUCAUACUAUUUGUUGUACGACCGGAAGAGAGCAACAAAUUUGAUCAGAGAUGGAUGGAGUAUGGUAUCAAGGACCUGGAUGAUCGGGUGAAGGUCAUUAGAAGGACACUACCAGAGAUAGGCGAACGAGCCGAACUACGGGGAGACGAAAGAAGAUUAUUCAUAGAUGAUAUGGAAGUUGCAAUUCUGUACUAUCGAACUGGAUACUCACCCAUCGAUUAUCCGACAGAAUUGGAGUGGAAGGCGAGGUUGUUAGGUGAGCGAUCCAGGGCUGCUGUAUGUCCUUCUGUGUCCGAACAGCUAGCUGGGACCAAAAAGAUUCAACAAGUACUCGCCGAGCCUGGCUCCGUCGAAAACUUUAUCGAUGGAAAGGAGAGGGUGGACAAUAUACGGAGCGUUUUCUCAGGACAUUACACGCUGGAUCUAACACCUGAUGGUGACGAAGCGGCAAAGAAUGCUAUUGCAAACCCAAUGAAGUAUGUUAUGAAGCCACAGAGGGAAGGUGGAGGAAAUAAUCUGUUCGGUGAGGAGAUAAAGCAAGCCUUAGAAAAGCUUGGCAGAACACCAGAGAGGGCAGCCUACAUGCUGAUGGACAAGUUCAAUCCGCCAGUCAAUCUGAAUUAUUGCAUGAAGUAUGGAAACGCGGAUAUUCAACUUGGGAAAGUGGCUAGUGAAUUUGGUCCCUUCGGAACAUUAGUGAGCCAUAACGAUGAAGUGGUCUUCAAUAAGACAACUGGAUAUCUCUACCGAGCCAGAGACAUCAGCCUGAACGAAGGAGGGCUUAUGACCGGAACUGGAUUCCUGGACACACCUUAUCUAUCUGUUCCUCCCCAAGUUGUGCAAAUGGAGUAGACAGAAUCAUGAAAUUAAUAGACUCACUUCGUGGACACAUACACUAUCUUUGACUGAGUUUGGUCACUACAUCCAUAAGAGUUUCCCAAAGUAGUCUUAAAUUUCAAGCACAUUGUUUAAGCCCAUCACUCUAACAACUAUUGUUCAAAAUUUUAAACAACCUGAGUUUUAUAUUUUUUACAAACGUUCUGAUUAUAAGUUGUAACAACUUGUCUAAAGUUUUAAACAAAAGUUUAAAUGAUAGUUGCUAGACGUGCCUGAAAUCUUAAACAGCGUUUUUUUUCCAGUGAAAACUGGCUCAAUGGAAUAGUUCCAACUCAUAGACAAGUCUUGCCUGAUUUUGCAAUCAAUGAAAUAUGCAAUAUGAUCUUUGACCCCUAGAUGACUUUUUGACCUAAUGAUCCUCAGAACAAAGCAUGUGGUAUCACCCAGUGAUGAUUAAUUUGUACCAAGUGAAAAUGCAACUAAUGCAAAAAAUAAGGAAAUACAAGCAAGUUUAACCAAAACUUGAUAAAGGGCUGGACAUAUGACCUCAUAUCAUAUGACCUUUUGACCCAUAGAUGAAGUUGUCCUCAUGAACACACAUGUGGUAUUACCAAAGGAUCAUUUGUACUCUGUGAUCAUAAUUUAUGAAGAAAUGAGAGCAAGUUGAACAAAAACUUGCCCUUUUGACCCCUAGGUGACCUUUGACUCAAUUAUCUUCUAGAAUCAAAUUAGGAAUUACAAAAGGAUCAUUUUUACUUAGUGUAAACACAACUGAUGCAAAAAUACAGAAGUGAGAGCAAGUUGAACAAAACUUAACCUUCUGACCCCAUGAUGACCUUUGACCCCAUCAUUCUCAUUAACACACAUGUGAUAUUACCCAAGGAUUCUGAGGGCAGCUCAGAAGUCAUCAAGGAAGGUCUCAAGUCCCACUGUCUUUUUACAGGGACUACCCUAACUAGUUCCAACAUGCAUUCAGACUUUGAAAGCACAUUUUAGUGCAGAAGAGUAAUCAUUUAAUGAUUUAGUCUAUUCCAGUUAGGAAAACAUGCAGAAAGAAUAUUAUGUUACCAAAGAAUCAAUUAAUACCUCCAAAAACAAAACAUGCUGUAUACAUUCCCUUGUGAAAGACAAAGACUUUACUGUUCCAGUGUUUGAUCAUCAUGUAUGAUGAAUUAUGAUAUUAAUGAUAACAUUAUCAUGUUCAACAGGGCCCGCUGGUAGUUUUUAGCUGAAGUGGGUAGAAUAGUCUGUUAUUAUCGUUUUAAUACUAUUUAUCAAUUGUAUAGUAUUGUAAUAGAUGGGUAUGGUUCAACAACUGUUGGGACCACAUUAUUGACUCUAUUUCAAGCUUGAUGGGAGACAAAAUCAAAAUCAAUACAUUCUUUUCAGUUUAUUUUCACAUAAAGUCUAAUUAUUUUGAAUAGAUUUAGAUAUUUCUCGUGAACAGAAACCAAGCCUGUGGUUGAUUCGAUUCCCAAAUGCUUUGUUCGUUGUCAGAGUGCAUGUUUAAGGAAACAAAGUCUUAUCUUCAAUGAGAGAGAAACAUUGAUAUCUCGGGCUUGGUACACUUUGACAAAUACCCUUUUUACACAGGAUUUUCUUAGCCCCGGACUAUCCUUAACCCCG